ACACUCUGUUGACGGUUGGUUGGCUCUGCCUUCGCGCAGAUUGUCUCAGAUGAAAUCGUAGGCAACAAUGGCUAUCAGCGUAUCAUCUUCUCAUUUCUUCCUUCGAAACCCUCCUAUUCUCUCUUCACUUCCUUCGGUCUCCUCUUUAAUCGGAUUGAAGGGUUGGGGUAGGACCGUGCUGGUGCGUCCGGUUCAGUGCUUGCCUUCUGGGCCAACCCCAGAUUCAGAAUCGGAAGCUGAAAGGGGGUCGUCUUCGUUCUCUUCUUCUUCUUCGACAAGCAUUUCUGCAUACAAAUGGUGUGCAGGUCUUGGAAGUGUGGGCCUUCUCGAAACAGCAUACUUGACUUUCCUCAAGCUAACGAAUACAGACGCAUUUUGCCCGAUUGCUGGUGCUGGGGAAGGUUGCGGCGGUGUCCUCAACAGCGAGUACGCCAUUGUUUUUGGUGUUCCUCUUCCAUUGAUUGGUAUGGUUGCAUAUGGGUUGGUUGCAACACUAGGUCUACAGUUGGCUGGAAAGAACACACCUUUCGGAAUCAGUGAAUCCGACACUCGUUUGAUUUUGCUGGGGAGCACUACAUCCAUGGCGGUCGCCAGUGGGUAUUUUUUGUACAUUCUAAGCACCAAAUUUCCGGGAGCAUCAUGCUUGUACUGUAUAAUGUCAGCUCUUUUGUCAUUCAGCUUAUUUUUCAUCACUUUAAAGGAUUUUGGGCUGCGAGAGAUGCAAAAAUCAGUUGGCCUGCAGCUGUUAGUUGCAAGCUUAGUAGUUAUUACCCUAAGCGCCUCAUAUAGUACUGCUCAGCCUGUCUCCUCCAGUAACAGCCAGGCUGAGGUUGAGUUGCAAUUUUUUAAAACUGAGAUAACAACACCGUCAAGUCCUUUUGGGCUUUCUCUUGCAAGGCAUCUGCGAUCUGUAGGAGCCAAAAUGUAUGGGGCCUUCUGGUGUUCACAUUGUUUAGAACAAAAACAGAUGUUUGGGAGGGAAGCAUCAGAGCUGCUGGACUAUGUUGAAUGCUUCCCUGAUGGUUACAGGAAGGGAACUAAGAUAGAAAAGGCAUGUGCAGAUGCUAGAAUUGAAGGGUUUCCAACUUGGGUGAUUAAUGGUCAGGUUCUUAGUGGAGAGCAAGAAUUGUCGGACCUUGCAGAGGCAUCUGGAUUUACAAAUACCGACUCUAUUCAGCCUAGUUAGGCUCAUCAAUUAUGUUCCCAGUAGUUGAGCGUGUACAUCCUUCUUCUUUUUUCACACGAACCCUUCUCAAUAGCCAGUUAUUCACGAGAUAGGUGAAGAUUAAUCCAAUAAUCUCAAAGGCAUAUGCAGCUGUUCUGUCAGGCCCAAUUUGAUGCUUUAUUGAUUAUGUGUACUUAACAUCGCUUGGCAUCAUGUUUGCUUCAGGUUGCCUUUAUGUGAAACAAAACUACUUUGAACUAUUGAAGUCUCUGGUUGACAGUAUAAAUUGUCAAUGAAGGGCAAGCUUCAACA
Messenger RNA from Tripterygium wilfordii, 1477 nucleotides. RefSeq names its product thiol-disulfide oxidoreductase LTO1. Bases 68 to 1186 code for a protein of 372 amino acids. NCBI's taxonomy places the organism in Eukaryota, Viridiplantae, Streptophyta, Magnoliopsida, Celastrales, Celastraceae. The record is from RefSeq and is a predicted model, not a curated record. Gene Ontology annotation, molecular function: oxidoreductase activity. The transcript has 7 exons.